This is a messenger RNA of Naumovozyma dairenensis CBS 421, 801 nucleotides long. RefSeq names its product Gir2p (gene GIR2). Gene Ontology annotation, biological process: cytoplasmic translation. Gene Ontology annotation, molecular function: protein binding. The record is from RefSeq and is a predicted model, not a curated record. NCBI's taxonomy places the organism in Eukaryota, Fungi, Ascomycota, Saccharomycetes, Saccharomycetales, Saccharomycetaceae. The transcript has a single exon. The coding region runs from base 1 to 801 and encodes 266 amino acids.
AUGGAUUACAAAGAAGAACAAACACAAGAAUUAGAAGUUCUUGAAUCAAUCUACCCUGAUGAACUCGAUAUCAAAAAGAGUGAUUAUCCAAACAUUAAUUUCGAUGUUACGUUAAACUUAGAAUUGAGCGAUGAACCAAUGGCUGCAUCAUUAAGCAAACAACAUUCUAUGCUAAUUAAUUUCAUUUUCCCUGAGAAUUAUCCCGAUGAAGCUCCAUUGAUCAAAAUUACACCGCAAGAAAUUUCAUUGAAAGAUGAAGAUGAUGACGAAGAUGACGAAGACGAUGAUGAAGAUGAAAUAGAAUUUGAUGAUCAUGGGAAUAAGAUACUGAAAGGGCUACAAAAUUUACCAGAUAUGAUAAGUUUCAAAGAUUAUAUACCUGAAUUACAAUUGAAAUUAGAGGAACAAAUUGAGAAUGAUAUGUUAAUUGGUAUGCAAAUGUGUUUUGCUUUAAUUUCUAGUAUUAAAGAGAAUUGUGAAUCUUGGUAUUUCGAACAAUUGAGAGAAUUAGAUAGAUUACAUGAAUUAGAAGUUCAAAAACGUGAAAAAAAAGAACAAGCUAAAUUUAUUGGGACUAAAGUGACGAAGGAAUCAUAUUUAAGUUGGAGAACUAAAUUUAGAAAUGAAAUGAAUUUGGAUCAAAGAGACGAGUUAAGAAGACAACAGGCGCAUCAUGGUAGAUUGACAGGAAGACAAAUGUUUGAACAAGGUUUAGUUGAAAAUGAAAAUGAAAAUGAAAAUGAUGAAGAAGGCGAUGAAGAACCUGUUGACGAAAUUAAAGAAGGUAUUCAGAACCUUUAA